This is a messenger RNA of Pyrgilauda ruficollis (rufous-necked snowfinch), 1835 nucleotides long. RefSeq names its product agouti related neuropeptide (gene AGRP). NCBI's taxonomy places the organism in Eukaryota, Metazoa, Chordata, Aves, Passeriformes, Passeridae. Gene Ontology annotation, biological process: neuropeptide signaling pathway; adult feeding behavior; positive regulation of feeding behavior. The transcript has 3 exons. Gene Ontology annotation, cellular component: extracellular region. Gene Ontology annotation, molecular function: neuropeptide hormone activity; type 1 melanocortin receptor binding. The record is from RefSeq and is a predicted model, not a curated record. Bases 66 to 791 code for a protein of 241 amino acids.
GAUCAAAUCUCAGUCCAUUCUCUGUUGGUCUCCCCUUUCUGUGGGGAGAUCAUGAAUGUGCCUACAUGUGGAAUGCCCCACAGCACAUGAGAGAGCUUUGGGGGCUCCUGCUCCCAGGUAUUUGUGGAUCCAAAAAAAGGCUCUCAAGUCCAAGGGAACAAACAGCUGGGAGUGGUGGCUGUGCUGGCAGAGGCUGCCCCUUGCUGACAUGGCACUUCUCGGGGUGGCGGGGGACGAUGGCAGUGGAGGGGACAGGCCAGGCUGCCAGCAGGUGGGCUGAUGCUGGCCAGCCCCCUCUGCACAGGUUUCCCCCCAGGACCAUGCUGAACGUGCUGCUGCUGUGCUGUGGGCUGCUGCAGGGGAUCCAGGCUGUCCUGGAUCUCAGGACUGCUGACCUCAGCUGUGGGCACCUGCAGAGGGCGAGCGGCGGGCUGGAGCGGGUGGACAGAGCCCGCCCGGCCGGCCCGCAGCGGAAAGGGAAGGAGGCGUCUGCAGAGCCGGCAGGAGCUCUCCCAAGGCUGGGGUUUGAGCAGAUGGCCCUGGGGAUCCAUGAAGCUGAUGGUGACCUUGUGCAGAGAGGCAGCCUGCUGGAACCACAGGCAUCAUCCACAGAACUGCAAGCUGAGGGCCGAGAGGAGCGCUCCCCCCGCCGCUGUGUCCGGCUCCUGGAGUCCUGCCUGGGCCACCAGAUCCCCUGCUGUGACCCCUGUGCCACCUGCUACUGCCGCUUCUUCAACGCCUUCUGCUACUGCAGGAAAAUCAGCACCAGCUUCCCCUGCGGCAAGAACUAGCGCCCCAGGGGCUGCCAGCUGCUCGCCCCUGUGUGUGCCUCCUCCUCCGCAGCUCCAAUAAACCAGCCCUUUGCAAAAGCCACUGCAGAGUGGGAACGGUGUGAGGUGUCUCGGGCUCUCCGGGGGGUGGCAGCAAGGUGAGGGUGGCCUGUGCACAGCCGGGCAGUGUCCACACCCCAGGGCACACCCACGGCAAACCUGAUGUGCCUUUCCUGGAUCUGUAAGUGCUGUUUCAGCAGCAGGGCACCCCAGGUGAUGUUCUGGCUAUGCUGCUGUUACCCACAAAGUCGGGCUCGCUCCUCGGUGUGCCCCGAGCCGAUAGUGACACGCUCCAGAGAGACACCGAUGGUUGAUUUCAGAGCUGCCCCAGCCUGGGUGCUCGGUGCUACUCCACAAACCCAGCACGCCCCGCCAGGCUUUCUGUGCCAUUAUUUACACAGAGAAGUUCAGGGUUAGUGACUUCCUGAGCACAGCGCCUCUGAUAAGAUUGGUUAGUAAUUUCCAUAGAAAUCGCAUUACUCCAGAUAACUUCUACUCGUGCUCAGGGGAAGGACCUUCAUCUCAACCGGGUCCUUUUGACCCUGCAGUGUGAUUGUUAGUGUUAAAAUGAAGACAGCUCAGCCAUAGGAUACACGGACCUGGAGUAUUUCGCCAGGUUAACAACAUACAUGUAGACAUACAUCACCAUCUUGACUUACUCCAUCCUUAAAGCUUGUUCUGGGAUAUUCUGGAGUGAGGGGUGCUGGCUGCUGCCUGCUCCACUGAUUAGGUCUCCUUUCUUCCUGAUAGGUUUAAAAGUACACAGAGGUCUUACAUCAGAGAACAUCUUGCCUUAAUAUAACCUUGACAUACCCCACAUUUUGCAACACCUUUACAUCGAACAAAACGAUUUCAUUUUUGCGCAGAGCAGCUGCUGGCAAAGCCCUUUAACUGGCUAGGUAUUUCCUGACUAACAGAAGUUAGCAGUAGGCGACACCGCGAACUUUACGUGUGCAUCCUCCUUGUGCCUGUACCGCUCACGGUGGAGUGAGGGGGGCUCACGCU